Symbiodinium necroappetens is the source of this 678-nucleotide messenger RNA. The record is from the annotation of a GenBank genome assembly. Lineage: Eukaryota; Dinophyceae; Suessiales; Symbiodiniaceae.
AUGAAAGAAGUGCAAAUCUUAAAAGGUGCCUGCCGCGAGUUCGAAGCAGAAUGCGUUUGGGGCUACAUCGGCUGGCAGCUGCCGAACAUCUCUCACCUAAGACUGGGCUUUUACACUGCUGAUAUCUUCGCCCCGGAGCCCACUCAGCAGCGCGAUGUUGUUCCCGUGCUGAAGCUGUUGCGAGAAGUUCAGCCCGAUGUGGUCAGUGUGGCGCUCGAUCCGGAAGCAUCUGGCCCCGACACCCACUACAAGGUGCUACAAGCGGUCACAGCCGCACUGCAGCAGUACUCUGAGGAGACAUCUCGCCAAGACAUCACUGUCUGGGGCUAUCGCAAUGUCUGGUUCCGUUUCGAGCCUCACGAGGUCAGCAGCAUCAUCCCGGUCUCACUCCAAACGAUUUCCACCUUGAACCACAUGUUCCUGAACUCCUUCGAGUCGCAGCGGGAUGCCGAGUUCCCGGCCUAUGAGAUCCAGGGGCCGUUCUGCGCCAUGAGCCAGAGGGUUCAGGUGCAGCAGUAUGACAUGAUUGAGACUUGCCUGGGCUACGAGUGGUUCCACAACCACCCAUCCCCCCUGAUCCGCGCGGCGCGAGGCCUCGUGUUUCUACGAGAAAUGACCGUCCAAGAGUUGUUGGCCGAGUCCCGGGCUCUGCGCCAGCAAACGGAGAAUUUGAGCUGA